Eublepharis macularius is the source of this 3691-nucleotide messenger RNA. RefSeq names its product solute carrier family 9 member A7 (gene SLC9A7). Gene Ontology annotation, molecular function: sodium:proton antiporter activity. The transcript is spliced from 17 exons. Gene Ontology annotation, cellular component: recycling endosome; membrane. Gene Ontology annotation, biological process: regulation of pH; proton transmembrane transport; sodium ion transport. The coding region runs from base 165 to 2252 and encodes 695 amino acids. Lineage: Eukaryota; Metazoa; Chordata; Lepidosauria; Squamata; Eublepharidae. The record is from RefSeq and is a predicted model, not a curated record.
UGGGCGGGCUCUGGUGAUCCUGCGCACUGAAGGGGCUCCAGGCCGGGCAGAAGCAGCUGGCGGCGCUUAGCCGGGCGGAGGCGGGCUGAGUCUUGUAGGCGCAGGAGGCUUGGUGCGGCGCUGCGGGCCCGGGACGGAGACGGGUCUCCACGGAGCAGCUCGCCAUGCCGCGCCUGCCGCUCUGGCUGCUGCUCCUCCGCGCCCCCGGGCUGUGCUCGGGGGACCGGAGCAGCAGCGCUCUAGAGGAGAUCGCCACCGAGAAGGAGGCGGAGGAGAGCCACCGGCAAGACAGCGUGAGCCUCCUGACCUUCAUCCUCUUGCUCACCCUCACCAUCCUCACCAUCUGGCUCUUCAAGCACCGCCGGGUCCGCUUCCUCCACGAGACCGGCUUGGCCAUGAUCUACGGACUUAUUGUUGGAGUGAUCCUGAGGUAUGGCUCGCCUUCCGUCAGUGGUCAAGAUAAGGCAUUUAGCUGCUCCCAGGAGAGUCGCGCCUUUACAACCCUGUUGGUCAACAUCAGUGGGAAAUAUUUUGAAUAUACGUUAAAAGGAGAAAUAAGCCCUGGAAAAAUACACAACGUGGAGCAGAAUGACAUGUUGCGGAAAGUAACUUUUGACCCAGAAGUGUUCUUCAACAUCCUCUUGCCUCCCAUUAUUUUUCAUGCUGGUUAUAGUUUGAAGAAGAGACACUUCUUCAGAAAUCUGGGGUCUAUUCUGUCUUAUGCCUUCUUGGGAACUGCAGUCUCUUGUUUCAUUAUUGGGAAUCUUAUGUAUGGCGUUGUGAAGCUAAUGAAGCUGGUAGGGCAGCUCUCUGAUAAAUUCUACUAUACAGAUUGUCUUCUCUUUGGAGCUAUUAUAUCUGCUACUGAUCCAGUCACUGUACUGGCAAUUUUUAACGAACUGCACGCUGAUGUUGAUCUCUAUGCACUGCUGUUUGGAGAGAGUGUUCUAAAUGAUGCUGUUGCCAUUGUACUAUCUUCCUCUAUUGUAGCAUAUCAGCCGACAGGGGGAAAUGUCCAUGCUUUUGAUGCAGCAGCCUUCUUUAAAUCUGUUGGAGUCUUCCUUGGAAUCUUCAGUGGCUCUUUCAUGAUGGGAGCAGUGACGGGGGUUGUGACAGCCCUGGUAACAAAGUUUACAAAGCUGCACUGCUUCCCCUUGCUGGAGACGGCACUCUUUUUCCUGAUGUCUUGGAGCACGUUCUUGCUGGCUGAAGCUUGUGGGUUUACAGGUGUGGUAGCUGUUCUGUUCUGUGGAAUCACGCAAGCUCAUUACACAUACAACAAUUUAUCAGUUGAGUCAAGAAGCCGAACCAAGCAACUCUUUGAAGUUCUUCACUUCCUGGCUGAGAAUUUCAUAUUUUCUUACAUGGGUUUAGCCCUAUUUACUUUCCAAAAGCACAUAUUCAGCCCCAUUUUCAUCAUUGGAGCUUUUAUAGCAGUUUUCCUUGGGAGAGCUGCACACAUCUACCCGCUGUCUUUCUUCUUGAAUUUGGGCAGAAGGCACAAGAUCAGCUGGAAUUUUCAACACAUGAUGAUGUUUUCAGGUCUUAGAGGAGCCAUGGCAUUUGCUCUAGCCAUCCGAGACACGGCAACUUACUCUCAUCAGAUGAUGUUCUCCACAACCCUUCUAAUUGUUUUCUUUACUGUUUGGAUAAUUGGUGGAGGCACCACACCCAUGCUUUCAUGGCUAAACAUAAGAGUUGGUGACCAUGUUCCAUCCGUGGAAGAGAUGAAUGAAAGCCGCUGGCUGUACUUCAGAGUUGGAGUUGACCCAGAUGAAGACCCACCACCCAGUAAUGACAGCUUUCAAGUCUUACAAGGAGACGUUCCAGAUGUCGAUAGAAAGAACAGGACAAAGCAGGAAAGUGCUUGGAUCUUCAGGCUAUGGUAUAGCUUUGACCACAAUUACCUGAAGCCCAUCCUUACACACAGUGGCCCCCCGCUAACAACAACUCUUCCAAGUUGGUGUGGAUUGAUAGCUCGCUGCUUGACCACUCCCCAGGUUUAUGAGAAUCAAGAACAGCUUAGAGAUGAAGACUCUGAUUUUAUUCUCAAUGACAAUGACCUCACGUUGACCUAUGGAGACACUAUGAUAACUGCUAAUGGUUCCUCUAGCUCUCACACUGCUACUACUAGCCUUGAUGGCAGGAAGACAAAAAGUAGCUCAGAGGAGGCCUUAGAACAUGAUUUGGGAACAGAAGCACGUGAGGUGAUGAGCAGAGGGACUCGGCUAGUAUUUCCACUGGAGGUGUGACGAUUUAACCAGUCAAAAGACAGCAACAUGCCCAAGGAACCGAGAUGGCUGCCAGCUCCAAUGUCAGUGGAGGUGCUUAGCAAGUUCAAAUAAUGUCUCUUGUACAAGGGGUUUAUUAAGGUUUGAAGUUGCCAGCCUUCAUCCCUCUCUCUUUUAACUUCGUAUAAGAUGCUGGCACUGUCUAAACCAGACAAGUGAAAAAAAAUAGGGUCAGUCUCUCGUUUUACACAAAAAUGCAUACUUGAAAUUUAAAGCAGCAUGCUAUAAUCAUCUCAUUUUGCUGCAGCACUCUGACAAGAGAUACCAGAAUAUUAAAUGUAAUAGCAAGCCAACAAAAGCUUUUGGCUUGGAAAGCAUAGGAGAGGGUGUGGACAGAAAGUGCAAUGUUUAAUUGACUUAUACUUGAAAAAGGAAGGAACAAAAGGCAACAAUCAUACAAUGCAAGCGUAUUAACAUAAACAACCCUGUUCUGAGAUGUGUCACUGAGAAACAAAGUUCUAUUACAUUUCAGGGGAAAUCGUUUUAAAGUCCUCCUCACCAGUAGUUUUUGGUAUUAGUCCAUCUCAGAGGGCAUGUGCUAUCUCUUCUCAUAACCUGAAAAAUGUGUUGACAAUUCUGUAAGAGACUUAUGGUUGCAUCACAAGCAACGUCCAUUUAUUUGCCGUCCAAAAUGUGUAUUUCCUGCCUUGUGCCCUUAAUACAUCAGGUUUUCUUGAUAAAAUCUUAGAGUUCUUUGGUGGCGGGAAUAACUAGUGACCCGGUGACAACUGUUGACAGUGUCCAUCCUCUUCACAAGCGGAGUUUAAUACUGUGAAGACAAAGUAUUGAAUGCAAUGCAACUGCAUAUUCAAAAUCACAAGUAUUCAUACAUCUGGUUCAAGUUCCUGUAAUGUUUCUGGAUUUAAACUCUUGUCUUUAAUCAAGGAGGACGAGCCAACCCAAAUGUUUCUCUUUACAUGAUGCUUUUAUCAGAGCAAAAACAAAGUGCUUAUGUUUCUCUGGAAACCAUAUGGGUGUGUUAGCGGCAUGUUGCACUAGUACCGAGAUAUUUUUAAAUGGUGCUGUGCCUUUCCCCUGUAAUGAUAGAAUAUCAUGUUGUAAUGUGAAAAGAGAAUACUUUAUAUUAGGAUACAGAAAUGCUCAUUUACAAACAAAAUGAAUGAUCUCAGUAAUGCCAUUAGAUCUCCUCCACUUCCCUGCCCAGGAGCUCAGUUUCCAAAAGCAGGCUUCAAAAUAUUGUAAUGUUUUGACUGUAAAGAAUGCGUUUUUUCAAUUGACUACCUUGUAAUUUAAUUGUGACAAAUAUGCUUAGGGAGAUAUAAACUCCCCCUCCCCACCCCGAAAACAUGAAAAAGACUUUUACUUGCCAUUUUAUUUUAGUCUGUUUUGUGAAGCGUAAAUGAAACUGAACCACUCUAAUAAAGUUCCUAAUUCUCUUC